This is a messenger RNA of Magallana angulata, 1110 nucleotides long. Its product is annotated as dual specificity protein phosphatase 19-like. The transcript has 2 exons. Gene Ontology annotation, biological process: regulation of MAP kinase activity; protein dephosphorylation. The record is from RefSeq and is a predicted model, not a curated record. Gene Ontology annotation, molecular function: JUN kinase phosphatase activity. NCBI's taxonomy places the organism in Eukaryota, Metazoa, Mollusca, Bivalvia, Ostreida, Ostreidae. Gene Ontology annotation, cellular component: cytoplasm. The coding region runs from base 143 to 772 and encodes 209 amino acids.
GUAUGCAAAGUGAAAGUACGUUGCUCAUGUUGUGUACAAAAUUAGAAAUGACAAGUUCGUUGUUUUUACUAUUUUUCAAAUUUUCAUUGCAAAUAACUUGCUCACCAAGACUCAGAGUCGAGAUUCCUAAAACCGACAAACAAUGUUAAAUAGUCUGAAAACGUUCGACAAGUCGUCCUUAAAAAAGACGGCAACAAAAAUAACAACGGAAACGGGGGAUCAGUUCGUGGAAUUCAAAAACGAUCAAGGAUUGACAGAGAGAAGAAAAGUGACAGAGAAUGGAGACUUCAGAGGCUUUGUUGUCGACCUCUUUGCUGAUAUUCAAGUUGGCGAAAUUUUACCAGGGCUUAUAUUAGGCUCUCAAGAUGUUGCAGUGGAAUUUGAUUUGCUUAAAAAAUACAAAGUGACACAUAUUCUCAAUGUUGCCACUUUAGUAAAGAAUUCCUUUUCAGAAAAUUUCACUUACAUGAAUAUUGAUCUGCUGGACAUCCCUCAAACAGAUAUUGCUCAGCACUUUGAAACUGCUUUUCAGUUCAUUGACGAAGGAAUGGACAAAGGAGGAUGUGUAUUGGUGCAUUGUAAUGCUGGAAUUUCUAGAUCAUCUACAAUUGUGAUAGCUUAUCUCAUGAUGAAGAAACACUGGCCUUUAAACAAAGCUUAUCAAUAUGUUAAAGAAAAAAGGUCAAAAAUUAGACCAAAUGCAGGGUUUCAAGAACAACUUCAAACCUUUGAACAACAGCUUAAAAGUUCAGGACAGAUUAAUGAUUGUUGAAAUUUAACAUUAUCUUCCAAAGAUGAAUGUACCAAGUAUAAAUUACUCUGAUGUUCAUUGAUGUAUAUUUAAAAAAAUAAUUGAUGGAUGUCGGCUUCGAGCCUAAAACACAACUAUAAGUUUUAUAUUUCAGAGCUACCUAAAGUUAUUGUGGAGCAUUAAUUAUAAUUCAUUAAAGGCUAAAUUUUGUAAUUUGUUGAUGUAUUACCAAUACUUGUUUUAUAUCUUAUUUUUUAAAGAUUGGCAAUGCUAGUAUUGUAUACAAAUAUAUCUAUUUAUUUAAGGACAUGACCCUGUAAUACUCAUUAUGUAAAGAAAUAAAUUUUAUUUAAAAUUUU